UACUUUUUUUUCAGAAGUUUAUAUGGAGCCUCUAGUUGAUGAAGUACAUAAAGAAGAAAUUAGGCAUGACAUCCCUCAUGAUAAAAAUGACCAUCAUUUUAAAGAGGAAAAAAACUAUGUGUUCACAACCCAAACUCCAAGUGGCUCCCAGUCUGAAAUAUCGGUGAAAGCAACAACUAAUGUGGAUUUUUCUCUAAAAAACUAUAAAAUCAAUGAGACAUCUGGAGAACUCAUUGAAGAACCCCCGUUUAAAAAAAUUCCAAAAACAACCGAGGCUCCAAAUGAGUCUGCAUUUUGGACAAUGUUAGGUAAAGUUCUGAAUGAAACACUGCCGGAGGAAGAAGCAAGAGAUCAAUUAUUUCAGGCAAUUCCAGACUCUGAUUUGAAUGGUACUAUGAGUGAAGACACAGGUGUAAAAGCACAGGAUAACAAGUUAAAAUUAAUGCUGGGCAUCUCACUGUUGACCCUCCUCCUUUUCACCAUCCUCCUGGCGUCCUCUAGUGCCUUGCUGUUCAAGCUGAAGACCACUUAUAACAAGCAGCUUGAGCGUCAGUACACCAUCCAACCGGAGCUGGCCACGCUGUCCUACUUCCAGCCGGUGCACGGCGUCUCGGACUCCUCCUUCUCUAGGAGCGCCGAGAGCAGCAACGUCUGGGCCCAGGAACCCACGUACUAA
Messenger RNA from Pipistrellus kuhlii (Kuhl's pipistrelle), 676 nucleotides. RefSeq names its product equatorin (gene EQTN). Lineage: Eukaryota; Metazoa; Chordata; Mammalia; Chiroptera; Vespertilionidae. Bases 23 to 676 code for a protein of 217 amino acids. Gene Ontology annotation, biological process: fusion of sperm to egg plasma membrane involved in single fertilization; endocytosis; acrosomal vesicle exocytosis. Gene Ontology annotation, cellular component: plasma membrane. The transcript is spliced from 7 exons. The record is from RefSeq and is a predicted model, not a curated record.